Molecule: messenger RNA, 567 nt
Organism: Aureobasidium subglaciale EXF-2481
Lineage: Eukaryota; Fungi; Ascomycota; Dothideomycetes; Dothideales; Saccotheciaceae
Exons: 1
Coding region: 1-567 (188 amino acids)
Source: RefSeq, a predicted model, not a curated record
AUGCAGCCCUGGACGAACUUUCUAAUCGUCAUUGUCACCAUUUUCGCAGCCUGUGAGUCCGCAUCAUCGGCAACAGCCAUCUCAAGCGACACUGCCACUUACGUCGCCCCAUUGAUAGAGACUUGCCCAGUCGGGACCUCAACCUGCGGUAAGAUCAAAGACAAAUAUCUGGUCAUGCUACGUGAAGGAUGCGAACCCUCCUCCCACCUUCCCUACAUUUCAAGAACCCUCCACGUUGACGAUCCAGCCAAGGAAUGGCGGAUGAAGUGGCAUGGCGAUGGCGUCUAUUCCGUCCAUGAAGCCUCAGCAGAUUCAAUCGACCUCCUUCGUCGAGAUCCGGGAGUCGAGGAGAUCGAAGAGGGGUACUGGAUUCGAAUGGACGAAGUUGAUCGAUGCCGAGACCCAGCGUAUUCGGAAGAGGAAAGAAGGCAGUGUUACGAUGCGAGCUCGGUUGAUUCACGCGAAACUGUUGUGUACUUAAAGGACGAGUGGCGAGCUUCUGCUGGGACAUCAGAAGACGACAAGUCUGAAACCUCGACUUUUAGAGGAGAGAAGAAGGAGCUCUGA